AUGGGACAGCGGGUAUCUCAACCAGAAGUCCGAGUCCUUCUUCUGGGUCUGGACAACGCUGGAAAAUCCACUCUGCUCUACAAACUGAAACACGACGCGUGCGUCACCACCGUUCCCACCAUCGGUUUCAACGUGGAAAUGAUUGACGCGAAAAAGAACAGGAAGAACAUCUGCUUAACCGUGUGGGACGUCGGCGGUCAGGGGAAGAUGCGCGAACACUGGCAGAAGUUCUACCAGGACACCGCGGCGAUUGUGUUCGUUGUGGACAGCUCCGACCGGGAGCGUAUGAAAGAGGCGUGCCGGGAGCUGGAGAACACCCUGAAGAACAGCCUGCUGCGCGGCCGACCGCUGAUCCUCCUCGCCAACAAGCAGGACGUGAACGGCGCCCUGACGGUCACCGAAAUCAAAGACAGAUUCAACCUGAGGAAGAUGUGCUCAGGGCGGGACUGGUUCGUUCAGCCUUGUUCCGCGACGACUGGAUUUGGAGUUGAGGAGGGCUUCAGGAGAGUGGUCCAAAUGGUCAAACUCCCGUCAGAGCCUGGUGCAGUGAAAGACAACAUCAAGGACACAGUGCACUACCUCAGAACGACUACCAAACGUUAAGAUUAAUUUAAAAGAAAUCAGCCGUUUUCAAACCACUGACAAUAUGAUGAAUGCAUUGUGUUUGUUCUAAACUUAAACUCCAACUUUUCAAAGAGAUCUGACUUUUAAGAUACGUUUCCAUUGUUAAGUGAUUCUUGUGCGCACCCAGCUGAAGCUAUAUUAGUUUGCAAGUAAUGAGUGAUGGAGAAAGAUGCAAGUGUGGAUUAAAACCACUGUUGUCUGUACGAUAACUACACUA
This is a messenger RNA of Stegastes partitus (bicolor damselfish), 841 nucleotides long. RefSeq names its product ADP-ribosylation factor-like protein 14. The record is from RefSeq and is a predicted model, not a curated record. Gene Ontology annotation, molecular function: GTP binding; GTPase activity. NCBI's taxonomy places the organism in Eukaryota, Metazoa, Chordata, Actinopteri, Pomacentridae. The coding region runs from base 1 to 603 and encodes 200 amino acids. The transcript has a single exon.